Messenger RNA from Arachis ipaensis, 1615 nucleotides. The record is from RefSeq and is a predicted model, not a curated record. NCBI's taxonomy places the organism in Eukaryota, Viridiplantae, Streptophyta, Magnoliopsida, Fabales, Fabaceae.
GUUAGCUUCCAAUAUCAUAAUAAAAUCCACAACUAUAUCAUAAUCACAGCCAAUAUUUUAAAAAAGAAAUCGUCUGAAAAGCCUGUUUUUUAUAUAAAUAUUAGAACUUAGAAGAGUGCAAUAAUGGAAUGCAGUGCGUUCCAUCACCUUUGUUGAACUCCAACAUCAAAAAGCUCAAAGUACAGAUUUUUUUAAGCUUCUUCAGAUCUUGAGAGCAAGAAAAGAAAAGUGUUUGAACCGAGAAAUGAAGCCUCUUUGGUUACCUACCAGUACCAGUGGAUCUGUUGUAGCAACCUUACUCCUGUUACUGUUCUCUUGCACCACAUUCACUUCCACAGAAGCUUAUGAUGCACUUGAUCCAACUGCCAAUAUAACAAUCAAAUGGGAUGUCAUAACCUGGACUGGAGAUGGCUAUAUUGCUGUUGUUACAAUGUACAACUUUCAACAAUAUCGCCAUAUCCAGGCGCCGGGAUGGACCUUAGGGUGGACAUGGGCAAAAAGGGAAGUAAUUUGGAACAUGCUUGGAGGCCAAACCACAGAACAAGGGGAUUGUUCAAGGUUCAAAGGGAGCAUCCCACAUUGCUGCAAGAAAGAUCCAACUGUAGUGGAUUUACUGCCAGGAGCACCUUACAAUCAGCAGGUAGCAAAUUGCUGCAAAGGCGGCGUCUUGAAUGCGUGGGCUCAGGACCCUGAAACUGCAGUUGCUUCGUUCCAACUCAUUGUCGGUUCGGCUGGAACAACUAACAAAACUGUUAGAGUGCCGAAAAAUUUCACCUUGAGAGUGCCGGGCCCAGGUUAUACUUGUGGCCCUGCAAAGAUUGUGAGACCAACAAAAUUUAGCACCAAUGACAAGAGGAGAACCACUCAAGCCAUGAUGACUUGGAAUGUUACCUGCACAUAUUCUCAAUUCCUGGCUCAAAAGACUCCAACUUGCUGUGUUUCUCUCUCAUCAUUCUAUAAUAAUACAAUAGUAAAUUGCCCAACUUGUACCUGUGGCUGUCAAAACAAAACAGAACCUGGAAGCUGUGUAGAUCCAAAGUCUCCGCAUUUAGCUUCAGUCGUUUCACCACCAAGCAGAGCUUUGAAUCCACCUCUAGUUCAGUGUACAAGCCAUAUGUGUCCGAUUCGAGUGCACUGGCACGUCAAGCUCCAAUACAAAGAGUACUGGAGGAUCAAGAUCACAGUCACAAAUUUCAAUUACAGAAUGAACUAUUCACAAUGGAACCUUGUUGUUCAGCAUCCCAAUUUUGACAAUGUGACACAGGUUUUCAGCUUUAACUACAAGCCACUGACACCUUAUGAGGGCUUAAAUGAUACAGGUAUGCUGUGGGGUGUGAAGUUCUACAAUGAUUUGUUGGUUUCAGCUGGAGCAGUUGGGAAUGUGCAAUCAGAACUGUUAUUUAGGAAAGACAAAUCAAGCUUCACAUUUGAUAAAGGAUGGGCAUUCCCAAGAAGGAUCUAUUUCAAUGGAGACAACUGUGUCAUGCCACCUCCAGAUGCAUAUCCUUGGCUACCAAAUGCAAGUUCAACACUAGUUCUCUCUUUGCUAAGUUCUCUCACUCGGAUUCUGGCUUCUUUUCUAGUCUUAUCAUUUACAUGUUAAUGGUGAUGGGAU